AUGAUUUUAAUUCCGAUAACCCUUGUAAUAUAUUUCACUUGCUUUUUACCGACAGAUGGCGUCUGCUUUGUCGACCCCGAUUACAUAAAGAACCGGAAAGUUUUCGGUCUGAUUGUUGUGGCUUUUCGAUACGGCCGAGAGGACAUGGACGUGAUGGGCGUGUCUUUCCGAAAGGAUUUCGCUGUCAAACAGAUGCAGAUAUACCCACCUUUGGAGGAGAACAAACACCCCCUCACAAAACUUCAAGUGAAACUUUUGAAUAAGCUGGGAGAAGACGCAAUUCCUUUCCACUUUGACUUGCCAAUAAACACCCCCGACACUGUGUGCAUUCAACCAUCUGAAUAUGAUGGAGGAGCCCCAUGCGGUGUCGACUAUCAAAUCACAACUUACGUUGGACAAAAUAUGGACGACAAAAUCCACAAAAGAAAUUCCGUUUCGCUCUCCAUCCGAAAGUUGAGUUAUUUCGAACAUGCGAACGAAGAUCAACCACGACAAGAAAUCACAAAGGAAUUUAAAUUUACUUCGGGUGCCAUGAAACUGGAAUGUACAUUGGAUAAAGCCUCUGUUCAAUAUCUAUCUAUCUAUCUAUCUAUCUAUCUAUUUUAA
Messenger RNA from Acanthosepion pharaonis, 606 nucleotides. The record is from the annotation of a GenBank genome assembly. NCBI's taxonomy places the organism in Eukaryota, Metazoa, Mollusca, Cephalopoda, Sepiida, Sepiidae.